AUCCAGGGUGCCCUCCCCCCCCUUGCCUGUGUUUCCUCUCCCCCCUCCUUUAGUUUAGCCUGUAAUUUGGGGAUGACAUUGCCUCCGCUUUCUCAUCUAGUGCACGGAGGUGCUUCGGGGGCAGUUCUCUAAGAAGACGCUCUCUCUGCCUUCUGAUUUUGCCGAGCUGACUCCUUCCCCACCCGCGCCUCCCAGGCCACCCCAGCAGCCUGAUUUUCCUUUCCCACCCAGGGCUAGUUUCGCUCGUGUGACAUGACCGGACAAGGAUUUUUGCCUCGGCUAGUGGCCCCUUCCCUACAGCCCCUCCUCCGCAUGCCCUAGCCUUACUUUCCGCCAGAUCCCCUAGCCUCCUUCUCUAACAUCCCGAUUUCACCCACUCUUUAUUACUGUCAUUUUUCUAAAAUAAUAAUCUCCGGGUAUCUGAACACCUUCGCCAAGCGGAGGCUUCCCCAGAGAGUCCGCGUUUUGCAUAAAGGUCUGUACAAUUUUUGGGGGGGAAGGGAGUGGAAGUGAAGAAAAGGGGGGCAAGAAGAGAAAGAGAUUUACGCAUGCCAGGUGCAAGUAAAUUGAGGCCCCUCUCCGAUAUACAGACUGCACUUAGGAUGUGUGUGUGUCUGUGACCCCCCCCCCCCAAAAAAAAUUGAAUAUAGCUGUGCUGUAACUUAGAACUCUCCUUGACCUGGCUGAGUGGAAGAUAAGGAUUCAGUGUUUCUCUCCCCUCUUUAGGUGGUGGUGCUUAUUCUAGGGACUGAGGCUGAAAGAUUUGUGGCAGGGAAGCAAAAAGCAAUUAGCUCUUAAAGUAACCACAUCCAAAUCCCCCCUUCCUUCUCCUGAUUAACCUCCACCCACCCACCCUGCCUCUCCUUCUGAUUCACUUCUUUCUUUCUAUCUAUCACUGAAACAACCCCCAAACUAGUAAGCCCAAACCCCUCCCUCUCUCCUCCAGCCGCAAAAUCAACAGGCAACAAGAGGGAAGGGGAGGAGGAGGCAGUGGGUGCACUGAGCCGUGAGCUAUGGAUAUUCUGUGCCCACUGCUCCGUUUGCUGCUCCUUCUCUUGUGGACUCGGGCUGGAGCCCUGAUCAACCUGAAGUACUCGGUGGAGGAGGAGCAGAGAGCCGGCACCGUCAUCGCCAAUAUCGCCAAAGAUGCCCGAGAUGCAGGCUUUGUGCUGGAUCCCCGGCAGCCCACCGCUUUCCGCGUGGUCUCCAACUCUGCCCCACACCUGGUGGACAUCAACCCUGGCUCGGGGUUACUGGUCACCAAACAGAAGAUUGACCGGGACCUACUUUGCAGGCAGAGUCUAAAGUGCGUGAUCUCAUUGGAGGUCAUGUCCAGCUCCAUGGAGAUCUGUGUGAUCAAGCUGGAGAUCAAAGACCUAAAUGACAACGCGCCCAGCUUCCCCACAGACCAAAUUGCGCUGGAGAUCUCUGAGGCUGCCAGCCCGGGGACCAGGGUACCAUUGGAGAGUGCCUACGAUCCGGACUCGGGCAGCUUUGGGGUGCAGAGCUAUGAGAUCACGCCCAAUGACCUCUUCGGCUUGGAGACCAAGGUGCGUGGAGAUGGUUCCCGCUUUGCUGAGCUGGUGGUCGAGAAGAGCCUGGAUCGUGAGACUCAGUCUCAUUACAGUUACAUGAUCACAGCUUUGGAUGGGGGUGACCCACCCAACUUUGGCACUGUGGAGUUGAACAUCAGGGUCCUUGACUCAAAUGACAACAACCCUCUCUUUGAAGAGCCCGCCUACACAGUGAGUGUGCCAGAGAACGCUCCCCCUGGCACGCCUGUUAUCCAUCUCAAUGCCACAGACCCUGAUGAGGGCACCAAUGGGCAAGUGCUGUAUUCCAUUCACAGCUUUGUUUCUGAAAAGGCCAGGGACCUCUUUCAAAUCAACCCCCAGACGGGCCUGAUUACGGUCAGUGGUGCAAUUGACUAUGAGGAAGGCCAUGCCUAUGAACUGGAUGUGCAGGCCAAAGAUCUUGGCCCCAGUUCUAUCCCUGCGCAUUGCAAGGUGACUGUCACUGUGCAGGAUGCUAACGACAACCCCCCUCUCAUUAACUUGCUCUCUGUCAACAGCGAGUUGGUUGAGGUCAGUGAGAAUGCGCCUCCGGGCUAUGUUAUUGCCUUGGUGAGAGUAUCUGACCGGGACUCUGGUGCCAAUGGCCGGGUGCAAUGUAAACUGUUGGGCACUGUGCCCUUCCGCCUGCAAGAGUACGAAAGCUUCUCCACUAUCCUGGUGGAUGGGCGUUUGGACAGGGAGCAGAGGGACCAGUACAACCUCACCAUCCAGGCUAAGGAUAAUGGGAUCCCAACUUUGCAGGCCACCAAAUCCUUCACUGUCAAGAUCACAGAUGAGAAUGACAACCACCCUCAUUUCUCCAAACCUUACUACCAGGUCAUUGUGCAGGAGAACAACACCCCUGGGGCCUACCUCCUUUCAGUUUCUGCAAGGGACCCUGAUCUAGGCCUUAACGGCAGUGUUUCCUAUCAGAUUGUGCCGUCCCAAGUCAGGGACAUGCCUGUCUUCACCUAUGUCUCCAUCAACCCAAACUCAGGAGACAUCUAUGCCUUGAGAUCCUUCAACCACGAGCAAACCAAGUCUUUUGAGUUCAAGGUCUUGGCCAAAGAUGGAGGCAACCCCUCUUUGCAAAGCAAUGCCACUAUCCGAGUUAUCGUCCUGGAUGUCAAUGACAACACCCCUGUGAUAACCGCUCCUACUCUAGUCAAUGGGACUGCAGAAGUUUACAUCCCCAGGAAUGCUGGGGUUGGCUACUUGGUGACGGUGGUCAAGGCAGAUGAUUAUGAUGAAGGGGAGAAUGGCAGACUUUCCUAUGAGAUGGCAGAAGGAGAUAGAGGAUUUUUUGAGAUAGACCAGGUCAAUGGUGAAAUAAGAACCACCAGAGCAUUUGGGGAAAAUUCAAAGACUGCCUAUGAGCUGAUUGUGGUGGCCCACGACCAUGGGAAAACAUCUCUUUCAGCUUCUGCCUUGAUUUUGAUAUAUCUUUCUCCAUCCUUGGAUGCCCAGGAAUCCAUAGGAUCUGUUAACCUGUCCCUGAUUUUUAUUAUCGCCCUGGGUUCCAUUGCUGCUAUUCUGUUUGUCACCAUGAUCUUUGUAGCAGUAAAGUGCAAACGGGAUAACAAAGAAAUCAGGACCUACAAUUGCAGAAUUGCAGAGUACUCCUAUGGGCACCAAAAGAAAUCGAACAAGAAGAAAAAAAUCAGCAAGAAUGACAUCCGCCUGGUGCCACGGGAUGUAGAGGAGACCGAUAAAAUGAACGUUGUGAGUUGCUCCUCCCUCACGUCAUCUCUCAACUACUUUGACUACCACCAGCAGACCUUGCCUCUGGGUUGCCGCAGAUCUGAAAGCACUUUCCUCAACGUAGAAAACCAAAACAACAGGAACACGGGGUCCAACCAUAUCUACCACCACACCUUCACCGGCCAGAGCCCUCAGCAACCAGAUCUCAUCAUCAAUGGGAUGCCACUUCCGGAGACUGAAAACUACUCUUUUGAUUCCAACUAUGUGAACAGCAGAGCUCAUUUAAUAAAAAGCAGUUCGACAUUCAAAGAUCUGGAGGGGAACAGCCUGAAGGACAGCGGGCAUGAGGAGAGUGACCAGACAGACAGUGAGCAUGAUGUCCAGCGCGGGCUGUACUGUGACACAGCUGUCAACGAUGUUUUGAAUACCAGCGUCACCUCCAUGGGGUCUCAGGUGCCUGAACAAGAUCAGAGUGAAGGAUUUCAUUGCCGGGAAGAGUGCCGGAUCCUUGGCCAUUCUGACCGAUGCUGGAUGCCCCGGAACCCUGUGCCCAGCCGAGCAAAAUCCCCCGAGCAUGGAAGGAAUGUCGUGUCCCUCUCCAUAGAAGCUACCACUGUGGAUACAGAGCUUUACGAAGACUGUAGCACAAAGAGAACUUUUGCAACAUUUGGCAAAGAGGGGAGUGAACCUGUCUCCGAGGAGCGGGGCCCAGUCAACUCGAAAGGUAAAAGAACAGUGGAUCCGCCCACCUGUAGCCCAAAGGUAAACGGUGCAGUCCGGGAGGCAGGGAAUGGUUGUGAAGCUGUCAGCCCCAUCAUGUCGCCUAUCCACCUGAAGAGCCCCUUGUCUGGCAAACCAUCAGUGUCCUACAACGUAAUGCACUGCCCAGGAAGUCGCGACCUGGAGGCGUUUGUAAACAAUGGCCCUUCUCGGCCCAUUGAGGCGGAGCCGAGGGGUGCAGACAGUGAAAAUAUCAUGCAUGAGAUUAACCCUCUUCUGCAAGAAUGUAGAGAGAAGGACUCACCUGGUGUGAAGAGGCUAAAGGACAUAGUACUCUAAGUUGCACUGUAAAGGAAAGGAAACAACAGUACUGGAUGUGUGUAUUGUUUCUAAUGGCUUACUGAUGGUUCACAAAUUCGCUGUAUUUAAAAGCUUUCCCUAAAUGUAUUGUUUAUAAAAAAGUGAAGCUAUCAUUAAUGUGACAAUCCCACUUGGUUCAACAGGCAGCAGGGGUGUUGGUCUAAGUAAAAGUAGCACCAUUCUUCAGCUUCUCCCCACUAUGAUAGAAGUGGCAUUUCAGUGGUUGGAAGUAUUAUCUAUGAAGUAUUUUGAAUUUAUAUAUUUUUGUAGCUCAAAAACUCUUAUUAUGAAAUGGCAUUCUAUAUGAAGAACUGAAUCUAAAAAACCCCCAACAAAAAUCACUAAAGGAAAAACCACACUACACACCUCAGUUUCAAGUAAUCUCUAGGAACAUAAUCAGCUGCCUCCUACUGAGUCAGACCAUUGGUCCAUCUAGCUUAGUAUUGUCGUCUACUCUGAUUGGCAGUGGCUCUCCAGGGUUUCAGACCAGGAGUCUUUCCUAACCCUACCUGGAGAUGCUGAACCACUGAGAUGGCUCUUCCCCUUAGUACUACCCUUGUCAUGCCUCCAAACUUCAGGAAUGGGGUGCUCGUUUGCCAUGGCAAACUGGAGAUUGGGUUGCCCUGGUCGGCAGUUUUGGUGCACUUGUGGGAGCUCUGACGUGCAAGACGGGGCCACUUCAAUGUGUUCCAUGCUGGAAGGGGCUCUAUGCUCAAACAUCUCCAAAUGUACAUUCGCACCCCAUGGAGUUAUGGACUGUGGCUGGUGAAUUUUCUGUCUCAUCCCACACCCAGAGCCUAAUUUGUACUUUUUAAGAUGUUGCUCUUUUGCUGUGAACACCCCUGCCUUUGGAAACCUUUUGCUGCCACAUGCUUCUCUGUACUAUUAUCGUAUUUGAUAUUGCAAAUUCCUGUAUGUCUAGUGAUGGGAAAUGCUUUCAAGUUUGUUUUCUUUUUUUCGUUUCUUUUCUUCAAACAAACAAACAAACAAACAAUCUUAAGACCUGGAGAAACUGCAAAAUUUAGAGCCAAUCUUGUCAUAGCUCUUUGUCAUUUUGCCAGAUGAUUGUACCACAUACUAUCUCCACCACUGUGCGAUGUUUCUUCCCCAGGUCUUUUAGGGGUUACCUAGCAUCUCAUUUGCACUUGUUAGAUGCACUGUCUUGAAAUUUUUAUGAGAUCAAUUUCUCCCCCCUCCCACCCUUUUCCUUUUCAAGGAAGAAUAUGACAUUAUUUCUCCAAAACUACAUGCUGGUUUCCUGCUGCAAAUCUCCCAUUUUUAUUUUACCUAUCUAGGAACCAGGAGAAUAGGAUGUUUUAAAGGCCUAAUUUAUGUAUGUUGUGGGCUAUAGGUUAAAUCAUUACUCGUGUAAACAUUUCAUGACUUACUUAAAUGUACUUACCACAUUCAUCACCCCAUUUUCCAUAUGGCUGGUCUAGGCAACUGUGCUGUUGACAUUCUAACACCUCAUAAGAGCAGGCCAGCAAAUGUUUACACCCAUUUAUAUGUAGCAGUGUGGAAUGCUUACAUGAAUAAUGGCCUUGCGGUCCCACUUAUAUAUAUUUAAGUUAGUAUUUUGCUUAACUACAUUGUCCACUGUUUCAAAAUCACAGUCACAUGGGCACAGCUCGGCAGACCACCCACUUUCUUGGCGUGCUCCAUACUUCAGAUGGAUGAAGUCCAAAUUGUUUUAUUGCAAUCCUAAACUGUAAUUUCACUUGGGACAUUUGUGAUGGCUCCAGAAACAGUGGUCCUUCUUCAUGGCUAUUCCAUUUCCCCACCCCCUAAUAUUCUGAAAUACCGUACAGUGUAGAGUACUCUUCUUCCCUCCUUCCUUGGGAACUAAAUAGGGCUUGCACUUUUACUCUUAGGCCCCCAAGAAACUUUUUAGUGUGUAUAAAACGGGAGGGGGUGGAGGAUGCCACCCAUGUUAAUUAGCAUUAGUAAAAAACUCAUCCUCUGGGUGUGCCUCCUGAUUGGAAGCAGGGAAGCACUAAGUAAAGAGCCCCCCAGGGACACACGGAGAAACUUCAGAAAAUGAAGUUUUGUGCCUGCUUUGGCAGUAACUGAUUGAUCUAAUCAUGCCUGUGGCAAAGACAUGGUAUAAUAUCUGCCCUUAGCAGAAACUGAUCAGAAGGAGGUUGGAGGAAGUUAGUGUAGUUGAUCUGGUAGAGGCACAGGAGGGAACUUCCUCCAUGUCUGGAUGGGUAUUCUUCACAGCAUAUUACAGUGUGUUUAGCAGAUUGGCUUGGAUUUUCCAAACUUUUCAGAAUUGUUUCAUCCAUCAUGAGCCAGGUGCACAGGUUUUUUGGGGGGGCGGGGGAGGCAGCCACCCAGAAGCAGAUAAGCUGUGUGACUUACUCAAAAUAAAAAUCCUUCCAGUAGCAUCUUAGAGACCAACUAGGUUUGUAAUUGGUAUGAGCUUUCGUGUGCAUGCACACUUCUUCAGAUACCCAAAGUUUACCAAAGUUUAUCAAUCUGAGUGCAAAAAUGUGGGUACAUUUGAGUGCUCUUUUGAAUGCUGGGGUUAAUUCGGUUUUCUUUGUGCACCAUGAAAGUAGUAAAACUAAGCAAUAGAAAGCGUGCAUCAAAGAACAGACAGACUGGCAGAGCUGUCAUUACACAUGGCUACUCAGAAGUUAUUGUAUUCAGCUAAGUGAGUGUGUUUUGGAAUCACAGCCUAAAUAUGAGAAGAGUGCUGCUGAUCGCUAUGGCUAUAUCCCUUUUAUUUGAAGCAAGAACACUGGUGAAUAAUCAUUCCCACCCAUGGCAAACUAUUUUGUGUGGCUACAAAGUUUGCAAGUGUGAAAUUAUGAAGUGAUGCCCGUCCCAUCCCCAUAAGAAACAUUUGGUUAAAAAAAAAGGAGGGACGAAUUUUGAUGAAUUGAAUGGAAUGUUAUUAUUAUUAUUUAUUUCCCACUGGAUAAUUUUUCAGUGAUGGUUGGGAACAUAGGUUAGGGCUAUUGUUCUUGUUAUUAGCCCUACAUUUUGAUAGAAUUUGCUGCUCUACAACAUGCUCCUCAGAGCUUGGAGAUCACUGGGAAGGAAAUAUAUUGCUGUUUCAACACUUGCUCUGCCAAUCAACAGAAAAUAAUGGUUUCUAGAGAAACAAUCUUCCUGGCUCCAACCUAUCUUGAUAAAAAAAAAUUAGUCACUUUUGAUUUAUUUAAAUUAAAAAAUAGCUACAGAAAAACAGCCUCCAAUCUUUAUCGGACUACAGAUCAAAUAAGCUGGAGUAAUUUCUUUUCUUUAGAAAAAGGUAGAGAAAAUGGAUAGGGCUUGGUGUUCUGCUAUUUCAUGCAGUUAUCUAAUUUAUAGACUGUCAGUAUGCUUUUUUUGCCCAAUAAGUCGAAAGUUGCUUCUUCUUUUUUUUAAAAAAGAAAUUUGUAAUGAAAUCACACCCACCUUAAUUGCUGUUCACUUACUCCUAACUCUUGGAAACACGAUCCCUUGAUAGGACCUGAUCCAUAGGUACUGCUAGUGUUAAAAGACCCUCACAUUUGUGAUAGGCACCAAGAUCUGAGUGCUAGCAAGAUCCAGUCUGCAUGCAUUAUGUAUUUGGAAGAGCAGGAGAAGGAUUCCACCCAGCAGCUGGGAAAGAAUAGAAGGGAUGGGCCAGUGCCCUGCUUUAGCAAACUGUCAAGACCGUGGGAAUGCAAGAAGUAUUUGGAACUAUAAUGCCAACAGUGGUGAGAGUUUGGCUCCUGGGUCACCUGACUCACAGGAUUCUGGUUAAUAUCCCAGCAUGACCCCCCCCCUUUCACAGUUCCCACCUCCAACCAGCCCUGAUUUCACAGGACUCACUGUAUGAGAUUUGUGGCAUUUUGUAAUUUGUAGACCCAUAGGUAAAAAGAUUGCACUUACUGACAUUAGCCACUUUCAUGCUUCACUAGUGUUGGAUCCUUGUCCAAGUAGAGCAGCUGUUCUGUGUGUAGGGAGAAAGAGCACAUCAAGAAAUCAAUGCCCUCUGUCCAUAUUGCUCUGGAAGAAAAUUCUGUAGUGUGCAAGUGUUGGCACAUGCAAAAGCAAAUGGCUCAGCGGGUGCAUGUGCGCUGUUGUGUCAUCUCAUAGAAAGGAAGCCAUGGGUCCAACUUUGUCAGUACUGCCUACACUGACGACCUGUAGCUUUCCGGGAUUUCAGACAGGAGAUUACUGUGAUUGAAUCAGGAACCCUUUGCAUAUGAAGUAUGUGCUCUACAACUAAGCUGCAGCCCUUCCUAUGAAAGCUCCCUAGCAGCAAGGACUUCUUUAUUCAUUUCAAUGAAGGGCCAUUCAUUUCAAUGAAAGAUUUGUGGGCCAUUCAUCCUUUGAAAUGAAUGGGCCACUAGACAGAUGCAAGAGGUGCCCGUGCUCAUUGUAGAGCAUGCAAAGCUCCAGAUAGGGGGAUCACUGUUGCGCUUGAACCAUCCCUCAUUGCCUUUAUCAAAGAUAGGAUUGCAAAUAUUUUUUGCUGCCACCAUUUCACUGUUAUUUUCAAUUCAUGGAAAGUCAUAUUAGCACCCUGCAAAAUGUUCCCCACUGUCAAACUUGCUUUGCUUACCUGUUGAAUCAGCGUAGCAUUCCCCCCGCCCCCUGAUCAGGUAUAAUAUGGAUUUUGAUUUGCAGCAAUGCUUUUUAUUCACAGCUGUAAUUUAAUCAGUGCUUAUUCUCCGAGUUUCUAGCUCUAAAGGUACCAUAACAUGAGUGGAUUUAUGGGCAUUUCAUUUUGGGGGGGGGACACCCUCUGCCUACUUGCUAGACUAGCCGUCAGGCAGUUCCUUUCACAAGUCAAAUUAUACUUUUCCCUCUCAGGAACAUCCAUUUUGUUGUUGUUUGAAUGAAAUUUACAAAGGCAGUAGCGUGGGAAGGGCUGGUAAAAUAUGAUUCAUGGCUGGAAUGAACAUGAGCAUUUAACUGUAUUGUCAAGAUGAGGCUGUUGCCAUUUCCCUUGUUUUAUUGUGAAGCUGGAGAUGGCUUGUGGAUCACACAUAUUGUGCAGAAGUGAACUAUGUUUUCCUUUUUUCUUUCCAAAAAGGAAACAAGUUGUAAAGAACACGUUAUCCAAUUAAUAUGCUGAAAUUACUCUUGGAGGGUGGGGGGAGAGAGAGAAAAAGAAACUAAUCACAAAUGGAAACUUCAUUUGUCGAUCAAUGGGGGAAAUUGAUUAUCGUGUUGGUACAGCUGCCUUUGCAGCUUUAGAUAAUCGUUGACCCGGCAUAGGAGUUGUAUUCACUUUAGUGGAGGAACCCGGCAAGAUUUUCACCGUGGCAUCGGUGAAAAUGGAUUUGUUACUGGCAUCAGCUGACGUUCAGCUGAUUGAAGCUGGGAUCUUGUAAUCUUUAUGACAAAGAGCUGACCUGGCACAAGCUUGUGUUUUUCAGCAACGGAUGCCACCUGGCGCUAAUCAAAUGCCAAGGUCUAAAGUUGCAGAAAUGUGUUUGAAGUCCUGCAGCAGCAGCAAAGGAGAAAAAGAGACGCGUCACGAUGCUAAAGACACUUGUGUUGCCCGCUUAGCAGUGAAAAGAUUUUGGUGGGACUUGAGUUUUCUCCUGCUUUCUCACGGUGUCUCUGCUGCUGAUAAUAUGAAGAACAAAACUUGUUGUAUAUGCUGAUAUGUAUGUUAUGUACAUUUUCACAGUGAUUGAAUCAUUGUAAACAGGGGGAAAUGGGGUUGGGUGGGGGAAAUAAUCACCAUGCUGUCUAUUUUAUGAAGAUGAUAAAGCAGCUUUAUUAAAUUAUUACAACUCUGUUUGAAAAGAAUGGUGUACCUGACACAUUGUUUUUUUUCUUUCUUAAAAAAAAAAACCUGAUGCAAACUGUUUUCCCCACUUUGAUGUGAUUUUUAUUUCUCUGCUUCAAGAAUCUAAUGCAUUUUAGUAUUAAAGGCAAUUAUUGAAUAAA
This is a messenger RNA of Zootoca vivipara (common lizard), 10214 nucleotides long. It is a transcript of the gene PCDH19, whose product is annotated as protocadherin 19. Lineage: Eukaryota; Metazoa; Chordata; Lepidosauria; Squamata; Lacertidae. The record is from RefSeq and is a predicted model, not a curated record. Gene Ontology annotation, cellular component: plasma membrane. Gene Ontology annotation, biological process: homophilic cell-cell adhesion. Gene Ontology annotation, molecular function: calcium ion binding.